GUAGGUGCGGUCCGCUGGGAGGGAGAGGGGAGGAGUCAGUCGUUAAAAGUUGUUCCUGGGCCUGGCCCACCCGCCAGCCACAGACGCUGAGGCCCGGUGUGAGUGCUGUGGCACCUGGCGCGCGCCGCCCAGCAGCUGCGACACUCCAGAGACUGAGCGCGAAGCUGACCACCUCCACCGAACAGCCGGCCGGGAGCCAGCCGCAGGUAGGGCACGCCGGACUGGGCCUGGGCAACACGGCAAGGAGAGAGCAACCUGUCGUGUACCGGGUACCAGACAGCGGAUUUUGCGCUGGACUCUCCCAAAGCUGCCGGCUUGGUAGGGAGCCGGGGCUCCAGCCUAAGGAGGGGCUCUGAAGUUGGAGACGAUACAUACUUUUCAAAGACACGAGUUUCCCUGGAACGACUCCAGACUAGGAAGGCCUUUCUAUUUUAAGGAUACUGGGUUUGGGGAUCAACGUGUCGCUUUGGAGGGUUGUGUAGGCGCCCUCUUAAGUCUUCCCUCACCCCCAUGGCGCUACCCGGCCCCUCACACGACCAGGCCUGGAGCCUGGAACCGCCCGCUCCCACGGCCCCUGCCUCCUCGUCCUCGAGCUCCCAGGAGCGGGAAAGCGCUGGGAGCCCUGUGGUCUCCGGGGGCCUUCCUUUGGAGAAGGUGAAGCGGCCCAUGAACGCGUUCAUGGUGUGGAGCUCCGCUCAGCGCCGCCAGAUGGCGCAGCAAAACCCAAAGAUGCACAACUCGGAGAUAUCCAAGCGCCUGGGCGCGCAGUGGAAGCUGCUGGGUGAGGACGAGAAGCGGCCCUUCGUGGAGGAGGCCAAACGGCUGCGGGCCCGGCACCUCCGCGACUACCCGGACUACAAGUACCGGCCUCGGCGCAAGAUCAAGAACGCGGGCGCCGGGCCGCUCCACUUCGGCCAGGGAAGCGGCAGCGGGCCGGCCUGGGGACCCGGGUACGCGACCACUCAGGGAGGCAGAGGCUUUGGGUACCAGCCCCCCAACUACUCGACAGUCUACCUGCCUGGCGGUUACGGCUCUUCCCACAGUAAACCGGAGGCCCCCUCACCGUGCUCCCUCCAUCAGAGUAACCCUAGGCUCCAGGGGGAGCUGCUCCCCCCUUAUAACCCUUACCCAACCCCAGGAUCUCCCACUCCAUACAACCCUUCUCUUUCUGGGGCCCCCAUGCCCCUAGCUCACCUCUAACUGCCAUGGACAUGGACCUCCCAGGAAGGGCUCCAACCUCCUUUUCCACUCAGAACCACUGCAAACUCCUUUGGCACUGUUGGAGGCCUGUGCUUUCCACCCCCACUCCCCCUC
Molecule: messenger RNA, 1314 nt
Organism: Rhinolophus ferrumequinum (greater horseshoe bat)
Lineage: Eukaryota; Metazoa; Chordata; Mammalia; Chiroptera; Rhinolophidae
Gene: SOX15
Product: SRY-box transcription factor 15
Exons: 2
Coding region: 511-1200 (229 amino acids)
Biological process (GO): anatomical structure morphogenesis; cell differentiation; negative regulation of transcription by RNA polymerase II
Molecular function (GO): RNA polymerase II cis-regulatory region sequence-specific DNA binding; DNA-binding transcription factor activity, RNA polymerase II-specific
Source: RefSeq, a predicted model, not a curated record